This is a messenger RNA of Pungitius pungitius (ninespine stickleback), 2386 nucleotides long. RefSeq names its product protein phosphatase 1, regulatory subunit 27b (gene ppp1r27b). The transcript has 3 exons. Gene Ontology annotation, molecular function: phosphatase binding. The record is from RefSeq and is a predicted model, not a curated record. Bases 1444 to 1941 code for a protein of 165 amino acids. Lineage: Eukaryota; Metazoa; Chordata; Actinopteri; Perciformes; Gasterosteidae.
GUUAUAUCUGAAGUGGGAGGAAACUAUUUCACAGCCCCACCCCUCACGUGUACUGUACCUCCUGCACCCCUUUGACUCUACACAACACCCUUUUUUUGCCGCAAUUGUGCGUGUGUGUUUGCCUGUGUGUGUGUGUGUGUGUGUGUGUGGAGGGAGUGCUGAGUGCUGUGUCAAUGUAUGGCGUAGAAAUUGAGUUGAAUGACAAGUUCAGGUUUUAUGGUUGUCUAUGAAAAGGAGAAUAAAUGUGCUGGUUGUUUGGCAUGGAGGGGAGGCUUGAGAAGAGCAAGGUGAUGGGUUUGACGGCUACAGCGGUGGGGGAAACUUAAUAUAACAUUCCAUCAUAUCCAAAUUAAUGUGGAAAACGUGAAAUGGUGGCCAAUAAAUAAUUAAAAAAACAUUGGAAAAAAAUGUCUUCAGUUCUGUUUUUUUUUUCUCUAGAUAACUGCCUUAUUGCAUACUUGGUAUGGCCAAAUGCCAUUACUCUACAUAGAACUAUUUCUACCCCUUUUAUAAUUAUCUGUUACACGUCUCAAGAAACUUGACAUUUUUGGUUUAAGUUUACUAUGAAAGUCAAGGAGCAGUAAUUGCUAAUAGUGACCUGACCCUGGGGUCUUGAUGUCGUUAACAAUUUUGGUCCAUGACCCAACCCCACUGACUCGUGAUCCCUCAAAGUUUCAUCAAGCACCAUCAUCCUUUGACCCCUAUACAGCUAAUCAUCUUCUCCCCACUCCUCCGCUGUACUAAUUUGCUAAAACACAGACUGACCAAUGGUAGAUAUUGUACCUGCUAAACGCCAGCAUGCUGGAAGCAACGUCUUAAACUUGUAGAAUGUAAAACAUCUUAAGUCCACUGUCCUCAAUUGAAGGAAGUAUUCCAAAUUUGGCAUUUGUGCUAUACAUUAUUUGUGUUUCAUCACCAAUUUACUGAUAUUGAAAACUAGUCAUUUGGAAAUGACCCACCCUGUGUCUCACAUCUGUGAUUGAGAUCAUUAUCUUAUUAAGAUCAGGCAGUAAAUGGUAAACAACAUACACGCUGGGCAGCUUGCACAAGACAACAGCUUCCAGACCAACCCGACUCAUCUCUUGGGAUGUCACCUCUAUUUUUAAGUGGUGAUAGUGUGGGAUGGUGACAGCAGAGGUUACUGGCCGUCUGGAGACACUGGAGUUGUAUCAGGCUUGUUGCAUGCUUGCAAGCGAUAUCUGACCAGAGCUCUUCUCAUCUUCCAAAUUUAGCUUAAAAUAGCCAGACGAAAAGUAUAAAAGGCCCCACACAGAGAGGCUUGUUGAUAGACAAGGAAUCACCAGACUGCAAGCGAGCCACUCUGAGAAGCAUACUUCAUCUCUCUGCAGGAGCACAGUCUCUUCUGCUCCGAUUUUUAAGACUUGAAGAAAGUCUAACUUAAACUUUGUAAGGGUAUUGUGGUCAUAAUUUUUUUUUCUCAGGAUGAAAUACUUUCAUUGCCCCAUAUCUCAAACUAUGGGAAUCAAGGCCCAGGAAUGUGGCAUUUCAGUCACCUGCAAGAACGCUGCUUCUCUGAAGCCACUCCGCAGUGUGCACUUCCCCAAUGACAUUGUUUUCCUGGAUUAUGUGCGACAAGGGGAGCUGGAGAGGAUUGGACAGUUCAUACGAGCCGGAAGAGUUAACCUGGACACCAUCUACCACACUGGCAUGGCCGCCAUGCACGAGGCCGUCCUGUCUGGGAACCUGGAGUGUGUGAAGCUGCUGGUCAACUACGGAGCCAAUGUCCACCAGAGGGACGAGGAGGGGUGGACCCCACUGCACAUGGCCUGCAGCGACGGCUUCCCACACAUUGCACGUUACCUUCUCGAACUGGGCGCCGACCCUGAGCUGGAAAACGACUGCGGGGAGAAACCGUCUGACCUCAUUGACCUGGACAACAGGGAGCUGUUGGAGCUCUUUGGGCUGGCCAUCAACGACUGAGAACUUGUCGCUUCAGAAGCCACAAGCUCGGCUGAAGCAAAGCGCCCGGUCAAUCGACUGUUCUAAGGCGAUCGAUGGAAAAGGCCACGUUGGUCCAGCCAUCUGAUGGUGCGAAGCGGCCUCAGCUCUAGAGGGCAAAGACUCUGGAUGUGUGGUGGAAAGAAGGCUGCUGGAGUCCGUCGGCUAACUCCCGACUGAAGAGACCUCCUGCCAGCAAGGGGCUUCCCCUGAACUGCAUCAGUAGAGAUUUACUGUGUUGUGCAAGAGCUUCUACUGCAGUGAAAGUAAAUUGCAUGAAACUGUUUUACUGUCAGCUAAUUAGCAGCUCUAUGAAAGCUAGGACUAGCUUGUCAUAGCUGACUUUGGUGGCAAAAAACUUUAUUCAGUAGUUUGUAGUUUACUUUUUAUACUUUGCCUUUUCAAAUAAAAAAACCUUUUUGCACUA